Molecule: messenger RNA, 1263 nt
Organism: Gossypium raimondii (Peruvian cotton)
Lineage: Eukaryota; Viridiplantae; Streptophyta; Magnoliopsida; Malvales; Malvaceae
Product: protein trichome birefringence-like 43
Exons: 5
Coding region: 71-1111 (346 amino acids)
Cellular component (GO): Golgi apparatus
Molecular function (GO): O-acetyltransferase activity
Source: RefSeq, a predicted model, not a curated record
UAACUUGUUUGUUUGGCUUUCCACAACUCUCUUCUUAUUACCUUUCACACCAGGUUCUGUCCUUUUAGCGAUGGGUCCAUUUGGUUUUGCAGUAUUUUUCAUUGUAAUUGAAUUUUGGCAGGCGGUGAACGGAAGCAGAUGCAAUGUUUACAAAGGGAAAUGGGCGUAUGAUGCUUCAUACCCUCUUUACAAUUUCACUGAUUGCCCCUUCAUACUUGAACAGUUCAACUGCCAACACAAUGGUCGACCCGAUCAUCUCUAUCAAAAAUUUAGAUGGCAACCCACUGCAUGCAUUUUGCCAAGGUUCAAUGGCAGAGACUUUUUACAAAGAUUUAGAGGGAAACGAAUUAUGUUUGUAGGUGACUCACUGAGUUCAAAUCAAUGGCUCUCACUCGUAUGUUUGCUUCAUAAAUCUACACCUCAUGCCAAAUACACCUCUCAAAGGAUUGGGGGCCUCUCCACAUUCAGCUUCCCGGCAUAUAGAGUUUCAAUUAUGUUGUCGCGCAAUGCGUUUCUUGUUGAUAUUGUUAAUGGAAAACACGGGCGAGUCCUAAAACUCAACUCAAUUGGGGGUGGACCACUAUGGAAAGGAGUUGAUGUAUUGAUCUUUGACACUUGGCAUUGGUGGCUCCACACCGGUCGAAAACAACCAUGGGAUUAUGUCCAAGACAAUAAUGUAACUCACAAAGACAUGAAUCGCAAGGUUGCAUAUGAGAAAGCAUUGAGGACAUGGGCGAGAUGGGUGAACUUGAAUGUGGAUCCUGCUAAAACCAAGGUGUUUUUCCAAGGCGUCUCCCCCGAUCAUAUGAAUUCCAAGGAUUGGGUAGAUAGAACAGCGAAUACAUGCGUAGGGGAAAUACGCCCAUUGUUAAGCGGGGAGUAUCUGGCAGGUCCACAUCCAGCUCAAGUUAUUUUAAACAAAGUGUUGCGAAGUGUGUCAAAGCCAGUUCAUCUACUUGACAUAACUGGCUUGUCCCAACUAAGAAAGGAUGGUCACCCUUCAGUCUUUGGCUAUAGAGGCCGCCACGGCAUCGAUUGUACACAUUGGUGUCUCCCAGGAGUUCCUGAUACAUGGAAUGAAUUACUCUUUGCAGCUCUCAUCCAAACUUAAGGAGCUUAUUGUUCUAAUCCAAUAAAUAUAAAACAUAAAUAGAGUGGACAUUUAUUGGUAUUGCUAUGCUGUUCAGUAAAAACUAAUUAUAUGGACUUUGUUGUAUUGCAAAGUAUAAUCCAAUGAGAAUCUGUAGACCUUCUAAAUUUCAC